This is a messenger RNA of Tribolium madens (black flour beetle), 1484 nucleotides long. RefSeq names its product 28S ribosomal protein S29, mitochondrial (gene mRpS29). Gene Ontology annotation, biological process: apoptotic process. The transcript is spliced from 3 exons. Gene Ontology annotation, cellular component: mitochondrial ribosome; mitochondrial small ribosomal subunit. Gene Ontology annotation, molecular function: structural constituent of ribosome. Lineage: Eukaryota; Metazoa; Arthropoda; Insecta; Coleoptera; Tenebrionidae. The coding region runs from base 330 to 1454 and encodes 374 amino acids. The record is from RefSeq and is a predicted model, not a curated record.
GUUUCAUUUUGUAGUUUGUGUCGUCCAUUUAUUUUGCAAAAUCUUGUCCAAACACGCUUAAAAAUCACAAAAAGGACUAAUAUUGAUGGUAUUUUUAUUGUCUCGCUUGAUUUUUCUGGUUUGUGGGCAAAAUAAGACGAGAAAACACAAAAUUUGGCCAAAAAUGCGCACGUUUUUGUGGUAAAAGUUUUUCGCUAAAAAAAAGUGAGGUUAAGUUUCAAGGUUCCAAAGCAGACAAGAAAUAAGCCUUAAAUAAUACAAAUAUUUCAAUUUGUGACACAUAAUCGAAAUAAAACCCACUUUUACUUGUAUUUUUUUUACUUAAAAAAAUGAUAAAAUCCGGCCUUUUUAAAUCUCUGCUGAGACGAAACAAGCUCGUGUACUUCAGUCAACAAGCCCCCAGUUUUCGUACCGAUGAAAACGACCCCCUUAAACACACCUUAAAUCAUGUGGGGCAGUACUACAGGGUGCCCCCAAAAGAACGCAAAGUGUACCUUUACGGGGGUUUACCGAAAUCGUACGAAAUUCAAUCGAAGACAUUCAAUGAGACUUGUUUAAUGGUGCGGAAGCCUUCAAUCGACAUUAUAAAUUGUUUGAAAGAGAUUGAUUACACAAAACCUGCUGUAAGAUUCGUACUUUUUGGUAAACCCGGAAGUGGUAAGAGUUUGACAAUGGCCCAUGUGUUACAUUAUGCCCACAAUGCCGGUUUUCUCCUGGUUCAUGUCCCUUGGGUGGGCAAUUGGAUGAGAAAACCCAAAGAAUUGAGUAAUUCUGAGACUAGAGAAGGGUUUUUUGAUUUAAAUAUAGACGCAGCUGCGUGGUUGGUACACUUUAAGUCACAAAAUGAGCGUUUAUUGAGCACUCCUGAGCUUAAAACGACUCAGGAACACGUUUGGAGUAAACGUGAGAGUACACCAAAGGGGGCCACUUUACUCGAAUUGAUUGAUCAUGGGAUUAAUAGAUUGAAAUAUGCCUCUGAGUGUGUCAUUGCCUUAGCUGAAGAGUUAAAAGAGUUGAGUAAAACGGGACAUUGCAAGACUUUAGUGGCAAUUGACGGUUUUAAUGCGUUUUUUUACCCAAGAACUCGCGUUUUUAAGGAGAAAAAAGAAGUGGUUCCCCCGAAUAAAAUCACACUGACUGAGGCUUUCCUCAAUUUGACCAAAUUCGACUGGAAUAAUGCUGCAAUUGUUGUCACUGUUGAUCAAAUUGCUCUUUAUGAAGAGGAUCAAAAGUCGUAUUUUCCCAGGUAUCUCUUGGGGAAGGAAGGAUUUGAACAUUUAGACCCAUUUGUACCAGUUUUUGUUGAUGUUUAUACACCUAAAGAGUUAAAAAGUUGUAUGGAUUAUUACAGAGAGAGGAAAUGGAUUAGGUAUUUCCCACAACAGGACGAAGAAUUGGGGUCACUGAGUGCAAAUAAUCCGUUUAAAUUAAUGCAGUUGUGCACUUCACUUUAAAUGUAACAAAAUUCGAAUAAAUUGAUUACA